AAGCUCCUCAAUCAUCAACACUCGACGGCGAGUGAGUGCCGAGAAGGUCCACAACACCAGGCACGGAAAUAGAGGGGAAAAGUGCCGGGAGAUUAUAAUUUCGUAUGAUAUUAAUUCAAGAGUUGAAUUUAAAUCUCUGUCGCUCGCUAACUGAUCAGCUGCGUGUGUUUGCCAGCUACACAGCGCCAUGUUUAUCUCCUCGGAAACCUCAGCGCCAUGCUUCAAAGAUUUCACCCUCGUCAUGCCAGCAGUUGCUGUUGGUAAUGUGGGACAGCUGGCUGUGGACCUCAUCGUGUCCACGCUCAACAUGAGGAGAGUGGGCCACAUGCACUCUGACUGUCUCAUCCCCAUGGCUGGAAACAACCCGUACGCCUCCUGCAAAGAGGACGCUGAGGAGCUGCACACUCCUGCAGAAGUGUACACCGCAGCAGAACUGAAGCUGGCAGUUCUUCAAAUCAGAGCGCCAAUAAUUCAGACAAAAUCCAAAAAGUUCCGUCAGCUGCUCGUGUCUUGGAUCAAAGCCAGCGGGUUCUCCAGGACCGUGGUCCUGUCCAGCAGCCACGCCUACCAGAGGGACGACCAACAGCUGCAAGGCACUCCUUUGAGGUACCUGCUCACGCCGCCCCUGCUGAAGGUGAGCGCAGACGCUUUGAAAGAGCUCGGCUGGAGGGAGAUGGAGCGAGUGGCGGCCUUCCCGGGACUGACGGACGCCAACGCAGAGCCUCGCCUCUGCAUCCCUGGAGGAGGCAUAACCAAAGGACUCUACACAGACAGUUGUGCGGAGGACCUCCCGCUGGCCGUGCUGCUGCUCUUCUGCUCCGAGGGCGACAACAUCCCGGACGCCUUCGCCCUCGUCGACCACCUCAACGACUGGCUCCACCUGCUGGACGACCCUAGCCAGAAGCCCAACAAAUGGAAGAUCCCACCCUCCUGGAGUCUUCUGUUUGGGAAUGGCAUCCCUCCAGCGCUGUUCUGAUCCACGCACGUUUAGCUUUUUGUCUAUUUUUAGCCCAUGAUUAACUCCUGGGGAGCUUUCCCAAAAUUAGAAGAAAAAAAAAGUUUUCUUCAUACCAUUCUGAGUUCUUUUUGAAAGACUCCUAAGCUGAUAACCCUUGUGGACACUUUCUGCUUGUAAAUGAUGUAUUAUAUUGAAUUAACCUGCUGUGGAGAUAAAACAUGACCUCACCAGAAUCCUCCCACUCUUCCCUUUUAAUUUGAUAAUCUCCAAACAUGACAUCAUGUACAGGAAUCAACCCAAACAAGCUCUUCUGUUACUGUACUAAGUUCAGCAUUCGAGUGUUUGUUCUUCCUAUUAAAGGAUUGUUUCAUACAUA
Acanthopagrus latus (yellowfin seabream) is the source of this 1334-nucleotide messenger RNA. RefSeq names its product proteasome (prosome, macropain) assembly chaperone 2 (gene psmg2). Gene Ontology annotation, cellular component: nucleus; cytosol. NCBI's taxonomy places the organism in Eukaryota, Metazoa, Chordata, Actinopteri, Spariformes, Sparidae. Gene Ontology annotation, biological process: proteasome assembly. The transcript is spliced from 7 exons. The record is from RefSeq and is a predicted model, not a curated record. The coding region runs from base 188 to 976 and encodes 262 amino acids.